Trematosphaeria pertusa is the source of this 1334-nucleotide messenger RNA. RefSeq lists its product as uncharacterized. The coding region runs from base 95 to 1228 and encodes 377 amino acids. NCBI's taxonomy places the organism in Eukaryota, Fungi, Ascomycota, Dothideomycetes, Pleosporales, Trematosphaeriaceae. The record is from RefSeq and is a predicted model, not a curated record. The transcript has a single exon.
CUCGACUCCAUUACCACUCCGAUAUUCCUCCCGUGACAUUGUUCUAUCAUAUCUCUCUACCGUAUCAUUCAAUCUACUAUCGAUUACCGUAACAAUGUCGCCCAUCUAUUCAUCGGGCACGCUGCCAACCGAACUCGUCAAUCUCCUCGCACUGCACUCCUCGUUUCUUACCGCGCUGUCGCUGCAUUACGCGCAUAAUGGGACCGCCACGCCUGUCGAUCUGAGGGACCUAACGGGCUCGGUGUCGAAUGUCUGGCGGAUGCGGAAAGUUACGUACGAUGAUAUCCGCCUGGUUGUUGGUGUCCUGGGCCAUGGACCCGCUGGGUGCAACGACCCUUUUUACCUCUCCGACUACGGGCGCGGAAAGAUCUGCCUCGAGAUGCGCGACGAGCACAAGACGAUGGGAGGGUUUGGCACACUCAACGAAGAAGCGCUGAAGGUCAUGUUUAUGGAGAGCCUGGAUCAUUUGUGGAGGCAGUGGACUGUCGCGACGAAGACACCCGCGCGCCCGACUGCGACCCCAAAGCGCCGCGGACGACCGCGAAAGACCGACGCAAAGCAACCCAGCAUCCAGCCCUUCACCUGCGAGCCCUCAAUCACCAAGUUCAUCGCCCAGCUUCCGCACGCAGACAUUGCGCCGUGCGCCUCGCUCACCGCUGUCGCUCCCCUGCAAGAGAAAGGACGGAAGAGGCUCCGCGAUUUCAAAGACAGCGUGCAGCAAGGCCGGGCGCAGAAGAAAGCGAGGGAGACAACGGGGAAGGAGAACGAGCCUGCUCCGCAGCAGACUCAGGCACAAGCACAAGCGGUCCAGACGAAGAUGACAGACUUCGCCUCCGUCCGGAAAACCAACCUCCUCGACCGCAUCCUCGCGAAGCAAGCCGCUGCAGCUGCCGGUCCCACGCCGCCCUCGCCCGCUGAACUCCAGCGCAAAGCCGCGCUCCAGCGCGCUCAAGAAGUGUUGCACAUACUCUCUCUUCUUUGCGCCAGCAAACCCGGUCUACGCGUUUCGUUUUCGCUAGCCUCGCUAGUGCAGUCUCUGCAAAGUUCGAUCCGUACUCCGCUAUCGAAAGAGGAGGUUGUGAAGUGUGUCGAGGUGCUGGCGAACGAGGUUGUUCCGGGGUAUAUGAGCGUGGUGCGGAUGGGCGCCAUGGCUAGUGUGGUUGUCAAUCAGGCGAUGAGACCCACGGAUGUCAGGGGAAGGCUUGCUGCGCUGGGUGUGGCUGCUUGAAGUGCUGUAUUAUUGUUUUGCAUAGCGUUAUUAAGGGUGGUGGGUGGGGAAGUGGGAGGCGUGUUUGUUUAGUGUAGCGUUCGAGCUCAAUUGCAUAAUCCUUUCU